AUGGCUUUAACCAAAAACUCCUGGAGAGUUUUGGCCACUCUGGGAUUCGAUCUUGUCAAGGAAGGUAUCUCAUUGCCAAUUAAUCGCAUAAUCAUUCACCACGACGAGGAUUCCGAGAAGGUAUUCUCACACGCAAAUAACAUUUUCCCUGACCCCAAAACAAUCCAAUGGGUCGAGCGCGGUCCUCUCCAAAACCUGCUGCUGGAACGCUUCGAGAAACUUGGUGGUGCUAUCGUGUUCGAAAGCAGUGUUAAUGAUAUUAGUGUCUGCCCCGAUGGGGACUUGGUUGCCAUCCUCUCUAACGGCCAGUCUUGUGCCGGUGACUAUAUUAUUGGUGCGGAUGGUGUCAACUCCAAUGUACGCAAGUACCUCUACACUAAGUAUCCGCCCACAAAAGCCCCAAGCCGCUGCCCAAUGGGGGAGUUGUGGCCAUACAACAUUUUACGUCCUUUGUCUUCUUUGGUCCAUAUACUCACCAGGGCAAAGAAGCCAGAGGUCUGGGAGGCCUCGCCGCUACCUUGGACAGCCCUUUACGGUAUUACAUCUCCAUUACCUCAGCGCCUUCUUACUGGCGGUGAAACAGGCGAAGGGGCUUUGGGAACCAUGCACUGGUACCUCCGUGGCGUCUCUGGCUGCUAUAGUACCUGCUCUCUUCAAGAUGGUCGUGUUUUUUGGGUUUGCUAUAAUAGUGAACCCGUGUCGAAAGGCACCUACUUCACUGCUGAACAGGCCGAGGAGAAUAGAAAAAGCUAUGAUGCCGCACCUUAUUGCAGUGCCAUUCCUAAUGAGAAUGGAGAGGUCCCCGUUGGAGAUGCUGAAAAGAAUACUAAAUUUCAAGAGAUUACCUCCCGCAGUGAAAGAAUUAAAAAGGUCCGCCUUCAUCACACCAUGUUCUACGAGAUUUCCAAUCCAGCCAAGAAUAUUCUCCUUAUUGGUGAUGCUGCGCAUGCGAUGAGUACCUUCCGCGGGCAGGGCGCCGGUAUCGGAAUCGAAGAGGCUGUCGUUUUAUGUAAUGGCCUACUCAGAUCCGCCUGGCAAGCUAAAGAGCCUGACCUCGAAGCCUCCCCAGAGAUGGUCGGGAUCGGAUAUUUUGAGAAGUUGAGGAUGGAAAGGAGCGAAAGAAUUACGAGCUCUGGAUGGUAUUUCGGCUUUGCGGUAAUGGGUGAUUGGUGGAUCACCAGAGUUAUCAGAGACAGGUUUCUACGAAUUGCAUUAAAGACCCCAACACCUCACCAAUCUGAGGAGGAGGAGAGAAGGGCUGGAGCGGGGAAUGACAAUGAAGACGGAGCAAAUAGAAGGAAGAGGCCCACCAACUGGCUCAUUGACCACCAGGUGAAUGUGGAUACUGACGAGCGUAAGUACUGGCACGAGUACGAGGAGAACGAGAAGAUUAGGCUCAAUCAAUUCUAG
Morchella importuna is the source of this 1410-nucleotide messenger RNA. RefSeq lists its product as uncharacterized. The record is from RefSeq and is a predicted model, not a curated record. Gene Ontology annotation, molecular function: FAD binding. The transcript has 2 exons. Bases 1 to 1410 code for a protein of 469 amino acids. NCBI's taxonomy places the organism in Eukaryota, Fungi, Ascomycota, Pezizomycetes, Pezizales, Morchellaceae.